Exaiptasia diaphana is the source of this 570-nucleotide messenger RNA. Its product is annotated as histone-lysine N-methyltransferase, H3 lysine-79 specific-like. The record is from RefSeq and is a predicted model, not a curated record. Bases 130 to 513 code for a protein of 127 amino acids. Gene Ontology annotation, molecular function: zinc ion binding; nucleic acid binding. NCBI's taxonomy places the organism in Eukaryota, Metazoa, Cnidaria, Anthozoa, Actiniaria, Aiptasiidae. The transcript is spliced from 2 exons.
ACGGGAAGAGAGGGAGAAAGAGCAGAGGCGUCGGGAAGUAGAAGAAGAAUGUUAGCUAUCGGGAUCUUUUCUUUUGUGGUGUAAACUAAUUUGGAUCGUCUUUUUAUUUUGGCAGAUUUCAUUGUAGACAUGUCCUUUAUGGAAGAGGAGAUCGAAGAAGACACGAGAAGAGCACGGGAAGAGAGGGAGAAAGAGCAGAGGCGUCGGGAAGUAGAAGAAGAAUGGAGAAGACUUGAGGAGGAAAGGGCGAAAGAGGAGGCCAGAAGGAAGAAGGAGAAAGAAAUGGCAAAAAGACGAAACAGACGUCGCGUUCGACGAAACACGCRACCCGGCCAAAUAUCACUACCAAGGAAUGACCUGCGUCGGGUGAUCAAUGCGCGCUCUCUGUGUUUGAACUGCGGCCAGGGAGGCCAUUACAUGGCCCACUGCCCUAGGAAGACGAACCACCCAAGCGUUCACAACUACACGUUUUCGGGACCAGUACAAAUGAAAAAAAUCCACGGCGAUAAAUAAUUUUCAUUGACAUUUUCAUUGACAUUUUCAGUUUUGAUUUUUUAUUCUAUAUUAUUA